Molecule: messenger RNA, 1972 nt
Organism: Drosophila subpulchrella
Lineage: Eukaryota; Metazoa; Arthropoda; Insecta; Diptera; Drosophilidae
Gene: Ir47a
Source: RefSeq, a predicted model, not a curated record
AUGAAAACGCAGUUCGCGGAUUACAGUGCGUAUACGUAAUGCUUAGCCUGAUUGCGGGUUUGCAGAGCACUUUAGAUGGGGUUUAGAUUUAAAUGACAUUAGUGCUGAGGUGUGCGGCUAUGAAUUUAAAAGCGAAAGUAACAUCCGGCAGUGGAAUCAGUUGAGUUCCAAAAGGCCAUAGAAAAUGAGGAAAGUUAGCAUUUUAUUCUAUUUUUUGGUCAGUGGAGUGGCUUUCUCGAUGGGACAUCUUCAGUUCCUCAAGGAAUUCCUGGAAGCAGUGCACACAGAACGAGACAUUUCAACUAUACUUCUGCUGCAAAGGGGUAGUCAAAGAAAUGACUUACUUCAAGGACUAUAUCCCCUAUACUUGCCUAUAAUUCGUUUGAAUGAAACUCAAAGCAUUGAGUUGGUGAACCAUUACAACAAGGAAUUUCUGGCAGUGGUUUAUAUGGAAUCCAAAGAUGAUAUAUUGCUAAUCUCAGCACUGGCAACCAACUUAAAUCAUAUCAGAGAGGCGAGGAUUGUGAUUUGGCUGGAGUUCAAUACUUCUGAAGACCUUCUCGAAGAAUUCUCGCUAGCGGUAACUAAGCACAAGUUCCUUCAUCUCUUGGUUAUAGAUAAAACCUUACAAGUUCGACGGCUUUCUCCCUUUCCUGAGCCCAAGUUCCAAGUGAUUGAUGAACUUCUGGAAGAAAACGAGAUUUUCCCACUUCGCUGGAACAACUUUAUGGGUAAAGUGGCUGUGACAAUGCCCGACUUUGUGACACCAAGAAGUUUCCUUUCGACAGAUCCAAAAACAGGUCGCACAAAAAUCAGUGGCUGUACCUACGAAAUUAUUAAGAACUUUGCAAGCCGCUACAAUAUCACAUUGCAAUUUCAUAGAGCCCUGAAUGAUACUAUGCGUCAAACGGAACUCAUAGAGAAGACCAUUGGGGGAGAGAUAGAUCUGCCAAUAACAGGGCAGUUGACCAACUUCAGACACCCCAACGGAUCUAGGAUUGAGCCUUUUUUGGGAAUGACAGCCCUGUCAAUUACAGUGCCUUGUGGAAAAGAGUUGUCACUGCUCGAAAAAUUCCGUCUUCUCUACGGAUAUGCAUCGUCGAUCAUUUUUUUUUCUUAUAUCCUGUUGAGCACCAUGGAUGUUGUACUUCGGACCCUUGGUGAAAGAAUCAAUCGAAAUCCAGCUCGUUUUAAAAUACUUAACGUAGUUUUUAACCUGCGGGUACUUCGUUGUCUUCUGUCCAUGUCGAUUCCUCUGGGGAAUCGCCUUAGAUCCUUCAUGGGACAGAUUACAAUGGUGAUGAGCUUCACAGGCCUGAUCAUGGCUACCAUCAUAGCCGCCCAAACCAACACUGUCCUGACCAUGAAGCCACAGUACCGACACAUCAUGAACUUUGAGGAACUGCGCGAUAGUAAGAUUACUGUGGUUUUUAACAACCUCAACUACAAGUCAAUCAACUUGGCGAUGGAUCCCAAGUUUAUGUCAAGCUUUUUGCCCAAUAUCUGGGUAGUGAGUGGUUGGGAGCAAAUGAAGAUGAUCAGUGAUUUGAAUUCAAGCUAUGCCUAUCAGACAUAUUCGUACAAACACGAUGCUUUCUCGGAGCUUCAAAAGCACUCCACCCGAAAGGUUUUGUGUAGGUCUCCCAAUUUGGAUCUGGUCAGCGGACUCACCUAUACGGCGGUCCUGCAGCAGAACUCUAUUUACGCACUGGCCUUACGGGAUUUUGCCUAUGAUAUCUGGAGUUCCGGACUUAUAACUUACUGGGUCGACGUAGCGCUCGGGGAACUUACGUCUAUGAUGCGGCAUGUUCGAUUCGGCAAGCUACCGAUUGUUACAGGCUAUGAAGCCAUUGACCUCCGGGAUUAUCAAGGCGGUUGGCAAGUUAUCAUAGCGGGUUGUACCCUAUCGAUUUGUGUUUUCGUCGGGGAAGUACUUGUGCAUUGGAUUGGCAGAAGGAUGAGGAAUAUAUAA